AUAGGAAAGCUAGCACCUGUUGUAUUUUCCUCCUGUGACAGACAUCUUUUGGCAGCUGCUCAUAACAGCAUUGAAGUGGGAGCCGUGUUUGCUGUCCUCAAAGCAAUUCUCAUGCUAGGAGAUGCUGCACUUGGCAUUAAUAUUAACUCUUCUAAGCACAAUAAAGUCCCAGAAAGUGACGGGAUUGUAAAUACAGAAACAUCCAUGCAAUCCGUUGGAAAACCAUUCACAACCGAGACCGCAAGUUUAAGCGAAUAUGCAAAAUAUGUUCUAAGGACAAUUUGCCAACAGGAGUGGGUUGGAGAUCACUGCUUGAAGGAACCAGAGAGGCUGUGCACAGAUAAAGAUCUCAUUUUAGAUCCUGUUCUUUCUAAUAAGCAAGCAAGCAAACUACUACAAUUAAUAUGUUAUCCUCAUGAGAUAAGAGAGACACUAGAAGGAGACAACAUUCAGCAGCUUCACAUCAAGAGAAUCCUACAGAAUCUUGAGCAGUGGACACUCAGGCAGUCAUGGUUGGAGAUCCAGCUGAUGAUCAAGCAAUGCAUGAAGGAACCUGCAUCUAAUUCAGUGAAUGAGAUGAAUACACUUUUGGAUAAUAUUGCAAAAGCAACAAUAGAAGUGUUCCAACAAUCUGCUGAGCUAAACAGCACUUUGAAUAAUCCGGGCAAUGGUCUCUUUAGUGCGAACUGUGCAGGACAUGCUGAGACUAACAACACAAGGCACAACAUGAAAUCUGCCAUCCUCAGCGCAUCUGAACGGAGAGGUGUCUGGCUUGUGGCACCUCUGAUUGCUAAAUUGCCCACUUCGGUUCAAGGCAGAGUAUUAAAGGCAGCUGGAGAAGAACUUGAGAAAGGACAACAUUUGGGCUCAUCCUCCAAAAAAGAACGGGACAGGCAAAAGCAAAAAAGCAUGUCCCUGCUGAGUCAGCACCCAUUCCUAUCACUGGUACUCACCUGUUUAAAGGGACAGGAUGAGCAGCGAGAAGGCCUCCUCACGUCACUGCAAAAUCAGCUGAAUCAGAUCCUGAGUAACUGGAGAGAGGAGAAAUACCAAGAUGAUGUGAAAGCUCGCCAGAUGAUGCAUGAGGCUCUUCAAUUACGUCUGAAUUUGGUUGGAGGAAUGUUUGACACAGUACAGAGAAGCACACAGUGGACUGCAGACUGGGCUGUUUUACUUCUUCAGAUAAUCACAUCAGGCACAGUUGACUUGCAAACAAAUAACACAGAGAAAUUUGACAUGUUUUUCCUUGGCAGUGAAUUAUUCACAACUGUUCUUGAUAUGCUGGGUGUCCUAAUAAAUGGAACCCUUGCCUCUGAUCUUUCCAACGUGUCUCAAGGAAGUUCAGAAGAAAACAAAAGGGCUUACAUGAACCUAGUGAAGAAACUAAAGAAAGAACUAGGUGAUAAGCGAUCAGAGAGUAUUGAUAAAGUCCGCCAGCUUCUGCCAUUGCCAAAACAGACUUGUGAUGUUAUUACUUGUGAGCCCAUGGGAUCUCUAAUUGACACAAAAGGAAACAAAAUUGCAGGGUUUGACUCUAUUGAUAAGAAACAGGGCCUUCAGGUUUCAACUAAACAAAAGGUGUCUCCUUGGGACCUAUUGGAAGGUCUCAAGAACCCAGCUCCCCUCUCAUGGGCCUGGUUUGGCACUGUUCGUGUGGAUAGAAAAGUAAUCAAAUAUGAGGAACAACAUCACCUUCUUCUCAACCACACACAUCCAAAGCCAAAACCCCCUAGUUAUUACUUGGAGCCCUUGCCACUUCCCCCAGAAGAGGAAGAUGAAGAAGAUGAACCCAGCACUUCGGUGUAUGCAGACCCAGAAGAAAAAACAACAGACUUAUCCGAUCCUGGCAAAUUGGUAACUGAUGAAGAGAAAAAGUCCAAAAGCAGAAAGCGCAAAACCAAGACCAACCCACGAACAGACGAAUAUACUCAGAAUACUGUAUAUCGAGUGCCGCCUAAUUAUUCUCCUUUAUCAUCUCAAAUGAUAAACCACAACCCUACUACUACCUGGAGUUACAACAUUGUGGGACAACAACAGCCAAACUUCUAUUUGCAGAAUCAAGUGCUCACAACAGGCGGCACCAGAUUGGAUCCAAUGGGCACAUUUGUUCCUUCAAAUACAAAACAAGCUUUGUCCAACAUGUUGCAGAAACGCUCAGGCACAGUGAUGCAGUCCCCUUCCUUACAUGCAAUCACCUCCCAGCAACAACUGCUACAGCUGAAACUAUUGCAGCAGCAACAGCAGCAGCAGCAAAGGCUCCUCAGACAACACAUCCAGGCCAGGACACUUCAGCAGGUAUGUGUGUGAGUUUAAGCACAACGUCUCAUAAUAUUAGCCUUUGCUGUAUUCAUCAUUUAGUGAUGUACGGUGGCCAGGCUGACCUCUACCAUGGAGAGGUCAGGCCACAUGUGGAUGAUAUGAGACAUGCCUUCUUAUGUUUGUGCUUUCUUUGUAAGUGACAAAUUACAGGCACAGCCGAGAAUGCCAAUCAUGUUUAUAAA
Messenger RNA from Rana temporaria (common frog), 2501 nucleotides. RefSeq names its product mediator of RNA polymerase II transcription subunit 12-like protein. The transcript is spliced from 14 exons. Gene Ontology annotation, biological process: regulation of transcription by RNA polymerase II. NCBI's taxonomy places the organism in Eukaryota, Metazoa, Chordata, Amphibia, Anura, Ranidae. Gene Ontology annotation, cellular component: mediator complex. Bases 112 to 2307 code for a protein of 731 amino acids. The record is from RefSeq and is a predicted model, not a curated record. Gene Ontology annotation, molecular function: beta-catenin binding; transcription coactivator activity.